AUGGCCUCCGUGGCCAACAAGCUACUCAGCUUGGAAAAUCUGUUGAAGGGCCUGGACCAAAGAAUCCUUCCCGAGCAGGACCGACCGUCUCGUGGGCGAUGCAUGACGGCCCCCGACGAUGAGUUUACACCCGAGCCUUCCAGAGCUGUCGACGUGGUCACUCACGAUGUUCCCCUGCAAGUACAUCAUAAUGCAGUAAUAAGUCCAGCCAGAGAAAACCCGGCCAAGGCUGCGAAUAUUGUUUCUUCCCACGGCCAGUCGCCCUGUGGACACAAAGCCGCGUCGGUUACAGCCCAUGACGAGGGCCGCUCACACGAGGGAUCGCCAUGGCUGGCGAAUUUUAUGGUUGACGACCAAGGCUCCAUUUCCGCACAUGGUCCCUCAUCAGCAUACCACUACCAAGACAAAUCUCCCGAUCAUGCCGGCGACGAUCCAGGCGAUGAGGCAGCACGAUGCAGCGGGCGGGAGGCGGCAUCAUCGUCCAAAGUCUCGCAUCCUCUAGAUCACGAGGACAUCCGCGUACAGCUGGUCGCGCACGCCGCGCUCGAGCGGCAAAAGGAAUCUGCGGCGCUGUUGCUCGGCACAUAUAGUUUUGAUGGCCUGGACUCCGAAACGGCCCAACAUCUCCUCCAAAUCCAUUGGAACCGCCAUCAUCUGCUGUUCCCAUUGACAUAUCGGCCCUUGGUCCUGAAAGACGGCGUAGAAGACGGAAGGUAUGCCAACAAGCUCUUGUGGAAUGCCAUCUUUUAUGCAUCAGCCCUGCACAGCACCCGACCACACGUGAAUGGAACAAGUCGUGGAGAUGGAGAGAGUCUCAAGGACCGGUUUUUGCGCCGGUUCAAAGAGUUACUCGCAGAUGCGCUGGAGAAAUCGACUCUACCAACCAUCAGCGCCCUGCUCAUCAUGGGAUCCAGCCUUUUAGCAAGCGGAUCGCCCACUGCCGGCUGGAACUAUUGUGGCCUGGCAUAUCGCAUGAUCAUUGACAUGGGUUUGCACCUGGAUCCCAGCAAGACCCGGCCUUGUCAACCGGUGUCCCCCAAAAGCCCCACCGUUAUCAGCUUCACCGAGGCCGAGCAGGAAAUGCGUCGACGCAUCUUCUACGGGGCAUACAUCAUGGACAAGUUUCAAUCGCUCUAUUUUGGACGGACCCCAGCUCUGCCUAUGAUCGGCACCGAACCCCCUCAGAUCUUUCUCGACACAUACGAAGAUCUGGAGCUCUGGGCUCCAUAUGUGGACACAUCUCUGGACGCAAACGAACCCUUUCGUCCCUACACCCCGCGACCACAACACCUUGUUCCGACAUUCAGCGCCCUGCUCCGGCUGGCAGAGAUCACCAAUGAUAUCAUUGCUAGGCUCUACAUGCCCUCGGCGGUGCAAAUGACAAGUGACCAGGCGGCCGAGUGCCUGAAGAGUCUGCGCAAAUGCCUCGAUGACUGGCACGAGAGCCUGCCGGCGUACCUGCAUUUCAGGCCGCUCGAAGAUCCGACGCCUACACCACAUCACCUGAGCCUACAUACGACGUUUCACGCCCUCAUCAUCCUCGUCCACCGGCCCUUCCUGCCGGAGGGCCACUUAACCUCACUCAAGGUAGGCAUCGAUGGAGUCUCGCUCGAGAAGACAUGUCUAGUGGCCGCGCAACAGAUUUGUCGCCUGGCAAAGGCAUAUGAGGAGGUUUUUGGGCUGCACCACGCGCCAUACCUAUUUUCUUACGCCCUCUUCUCGGCCGCUACUGUGGUAACGCGCCACGAGUCCGAUGGCGACCUGAUGAUGUACUUGUUCCUCGCCCUGAUGCGGAUCCAGCGCGGGGCCAAUUUCGGCCUCCUGAAGCCGUUGAUGAUCAUCCGCGAUCUGAUGGAGCGGGUCGGUGUCGACAUGCGCACCGUCACGGCUGCCACGCAAAGCCUCAGCCAACGACUCCAGAAAGAGGGCGAAUCGGCCUCGACGCCGGCGGUGCUGCCGACGAGUGAUCCUCCUCCUCUGGACAAUCACUUUGUCAACAAAUCAAUGAGUGGUCUGGAUCCGACGUGGCUCGAAGAUCUCGGUUCCUGGCAGACAUCUGAUGAUGAUGCCAUUCAGUGGCUAAUGGACCCACCGUACAUGGAAGACUCCCAGGUACUUUACGGAUUGUUUGAACCUGCAAACUGA
This is a messenger RNA of Cladophialophora bantiana CBS 173.52, 2145 nucleotides long. RefSeq lists its product as uncharacterized. Lineage: Eukaryota; Fungi; Ascomycota; Eurotiomycetes; Chaetothyriales; Herpotrichiellaceae. The coding region runs from base 1 to 2145 and encodes 714 amino acids. Gene Ontology annotation, biological process: DNA-templated transcription. Gene Ontology annotation, molecular function: zinc ion binding; DNA binding. The transcript has a single exon. The record is from RefSeq and is a predicted model, not a curated record.